CGAGGUAUUACACCUUCCUCUCACUUCUACACUGCUCUUUCUCAUGUGCAGAGACCAUUCCACAACCUGGGCUUCCCAAACCGGGCUGGACUUAGUGCCUAGCUGUACCUGGCGGAUUACUUACACACUGAUAUCGUCUCUAUACGGCGUAGAAAAACCGCACGCUUCGGAAUGCCACGCUUCGGUAAAGAUUGAUGUUUGAUGGCUGGGAGCCUCCAGGCUCGCAUCCAAGAUUGACACCCGACAGCACGCACUCUACACCAAUCUGCUGAGUGAGUGUCACCUGCUGCCAGAUAAAAACGCCUACAAGCUCACGCUACAGCUGCCCACCGCCAAGCUGAGCAACGUACAGAACGCCCUCAGUCAACCGCUGGGGCAGGAACGUGUCACCAUGGACAGUGAGUCCACCUAUUCCGGCUACUCGUACCACUCCGGCCGGUCGAGAGGAUCUCACAGACAUGGAGAGCGCAGCAGAGAUCGGCACAAGUCUCGCAGUAAAGAAAGCAGUCGCUCAGAAAAGUCCGUCACCAUCAACGCUCCUCCUGCGGAGCCCUUGUUAGGAGACCAAUCCAUGCGAGAAGAUGAAACCCAGGAUGACAACUGGGGUGAAACGACCACUGCCAUCACAGGCACUUCAGAGCACUCGAUCUCACAGGAGGACAUUGUGCGAAUUAGCAAAGACCUGGACGAUAGUGUGGGUCUGGACUGUAAACGCUAUGCAGUCGUCUCGUUCUCUAUUAUCUUGACACUGCUGAUGCUUCUGACACCGCUUGCGUUCCUCAUCCUGCCACGACUGCUGUGGUCCGAAAAGCUGCGCCCAUGCGGCACGGCCUGCGAUGGCCUCUUCAUCUCCGUAGCAUUCAAGCUGCUUAUUUUGUUGCUAGCCAUGUGGGCACUGUUUUUCCGGCCAUCCAAGGCUACCAUGCCGCGCAUCUUCAUUUUUCGGUCUCUGCUGGUCAUGCUGGCGUUCCUGCUCGUGCUGUCAUACUGGCUGUUCUAUGGAGUGCGCAUUUUAGACACACAGGAUGAGGAUUAUCAGGGCAUAGUGCAGUACGCCGUGUCUCUGGUGGACGCACUGCUGUUCAUCCACUAUUUGGCGAUAGUGCUGCUGGAGCUGAGGCAGCUGCAGGCCUGCUUCUCCCUCUGUGUCAUGCGCUCUACAGACGGAGAGAUGCGGCAUUACAACCUGGGACAGCUCAGCAUCCAAAGAGCAGCUGUGGCUAUCUUGGAGAACUAUUACAGAGAUUUCCCUGUGCAUAACCCAGCACUUCUCACAGCCUCCAAAUCACGUGCUGCCAAACACCUGGCUGGCCUCAAGGUCUACAACGUGGACGGUCCAGGAGGCAACAACGCUGCUACAGCGGGAAUCUCUCAGUCCCAGUCUCGUGCCAUGAUCGCUGCCGCCGCUCGCAGACGAGACUCCAGCCACAACGAGCUGUACUACGAGGAGGCCGAGCAUGAGAGACGUGUCCGGAAACGCAAGGCCAGAUUGGUGGUGGCUGUAGAAGAGGCAUUCACACACAUCCGGCGUCUGCAGGAAGAGGAACAGAAGAAAUCUCCAGGAGAUGUGAUGGACCCUCGCGAGGCGGCACAAGCCAUCUUCCCAUCAAUGGCCCGAGCUUUGCAGAAAUACCUGCGUACCACACGGCAGCAGCACUGCCACAGCAUGGAGAGCAUCCAGCAGCACCUGGCCUUCUGUAUCACACACAACAUGACACCAAAGGCUUUUCUGGAGAGCUACCUGACCCCAGGCCCCACGCUGCAGUACGGACGCGAGCGCUGGUUCGGCCGUCAGUGGACGCUAAUCAGUGAGGCAUCUGUGAACAGCGGCCUCAAGGACGCCACAGUCUUCCUGCUCAAGUCUGUAGACUUUACCCUGGUGGUCACCACAAAAAAGAUCCCCUACAUCAGGCUGUCUGAGGAGUUCAUCGACCCUAAAUCACACAAGUUCGUCCUGCGACUACAGUCAGAGACCUCGGUGUAGACCCACAGCUCGUGGUAUUGUCUCUAAUCACACAGUUUUAUAUUAAUUCUUUGGCUUUAAAAUUUUUCUCAGUUAUUUGGGGUUUUGCAGUUGUAUUAUGUUGUCUUUUAUAUAUAUAUAUAAUAUAUACAUAUAAAUCUGUAUACACAUAAUUGAAUAUAUUUCCUUUUAAUAUUUUUUGCUUUGUUGUUCGGAUUUUGGUGAGCGAUAACAUGACACAAGACUCGACAUUCUUUCACUAAAGAAAAAGAGAAUCCAGAGAAAAGAAGAAAAAAACGCCUCAGUGAAUCUCUCAUGAUGGUGGACGGACCGAAUACAGAACAUCCUUUCUGCUGUUAUUCCGUAGCUCUGACAGACUUGUUCAGGCACAUCACUGUAAAACUUUUUUUUUUUUUCUACUGUAAGUGCAAACUAACUCUUGGUGCUCUUUAAAACAUUCGGUUUGUAUUUCUGCUGAUGAUACACACCAUGAUCAUGAUCAUGUUUUCCACUCUUUCUUUUCCACAAUAUGCACAAUGUACAGAUGUGAGGUAUUGGUGUGUAUCUAUCGGAGUGUAUUCAGACAAGUUUCGUCUUCAGCUGUUCACAAUGAAUUGAAAGGUCACAUGGUGAAAGCGGUGGUUUUGUUAGCAUUCGGCGCGAUUUAAGCGUUCUGUGAUCGUAAUUGAAAGCCAUUGAAUUUAAUGCAAAGGUCAAAAACUAAAGUCACCAAAAAGGUCAGAGCUGCAGAUUUUCAACAGGAAGUUGAACUGAUACUAUUUCCGUAUAAGUAAGAAACUUAUUUAAUAAUAAUUUCUAUUUAACGAGAAGAAACCUAAAUGAACUGGUACAACUUCUUGCAAGAAAACUGACCAGCAUUUAAACACCGACUUAAUUGGAUCAUAUUGUUGUCUUUCAGCAUUAUUGAAGAGUUCAGAUUCAGUAGUUUCUUAAAGGACAGACAUAUUAAUUAACAUUAAUUAACAAAGGGAUCGUUUGACCAAAAACACUAAUGUGGCUAAUAAAACUAGCAUGAUGUCAUGCGACUAGUUAUGCUACUCAGUUUUUAUGUUGCUGUUAUUUGCCUUUUUUUUGGUGGAACUAUACUACUAACAGUCUGAAGCAUGGACUUUGGGGACAUUCUGACUGGAUCAGGAACAUUUUAACAGCAGACAUGACCGUGUCCUGCUCUCUUAACUCUACUUGUUAAGAAUGUGGCCAAAGAUAAGGACAUUAACUGAUUCUUAAUAUGUUUAAUAAAACGUAUCUUAUGGUUAUUGGUUAUGGAAAGCACUUAAAAUGAUUGUAGAGAUUCUGACUAAUCACUAAUCACUGUAAGGUCUCUGACGAAUCAGGUUUGGUCAGUAAUGCAUUGGGGAAAAUUUCGUGAAUGGAAUUGAACUGAAUUGAACAAAAUGUGAUCAUUUCAUUUUUGUCUGAUGCAAAUUCUUGCAUUUCCUUCUAGGUCACAUUUAGGAGUGAAACUUUAUGCAAAAUUAAAUAGAUGAUCAUCAUAAAAUCACAUCUACAUUAUGGUUCCUUUAAUAACCCAGUAGCUUAUAGCAUUUGAUAAACAGAUACAGCGAUUUUUUUUCAGGUAAAUCACGUGUCCUGCUUCAGUACUGAUAAAUAAACAGAACGUUUUGCUCGCACAAAUCAGAGGGACACUACAACCCAGGAGCUGAUUCUUUAACAGUUACAGCACAUCUCUGUUUUAUUCCUCUUAUAACAGUAUUUGUCGGCGAUUAUAAAAAUCUAUUUAUUAAUAAACAGCACACUGUACUUUUUAGCAGUUUAUAGGUAUAUUUGAUAUAAUGACCAUGAAACUGAAUUUUUCCUUUUAUAACUUUAUUAUAUCAGUCAUAAACAGUCAAAUACUGGUCAUUAUAUUGUUUGCAGAGAAAUCAAAAUCAAAUUUUUUGUUUUGUUUUGUUUUUUAUUAAUAAGAGUAAAAAGUACAGCUUUUUUUCAUGACACCAGAAAGUCAUCUGUGCUGAAGAAUUUCCCUUAAAUCACUGCCAUCUCUUACUGUUAUUGUUAUCAAGCAUCGGCACUGGAGACUCUGGAUUGUUGCUCAAAAAGACAGGGUUUAAUCCCCGGCACUGCUAAACUGCCUCUGUUGUGCCUAUGAGCAAGGCACUUUACCCUUUCUGCUUUAGAGUGCUGUCAUGUCUGACUCCAGGUUUCUAUCAAGCUGGGAUAUGUGAAAAAAACUAUUUAAAUGUGCUGUGAUGUAUAUGUGACAAAUCAUAAGGGCUUUUUCCUCUCUAAUGUAGAGUCUCCACCAUACUGUUGUUACUAUGGAAACAAUAUCAUAUUAGAACGAGUACAUCGAUAUAAAGCUGUGGUUUCCUGCUGUCAGAGAUGCCGCAAAAAAACAUUAUCAACACUCUCGAGCCAAGGAGAUGCAUAUAUAAUAUCAGAUAAAGCACAUUUAUGAAUUGAACAGAUAGAGAAAAUCAAUUAGAAAGCAAUUCACACAGGAAGUACAGGAGCAGUUAUUCCAAGGAAAAAUGCUAACUUCUGAAGCUUCAGCACAUGUACACAUGUAACGCAUUUAGGUUAUUUCAAUAAUCGCUGUUACUAAAGGUGUUAAUGACUUGCUACUGCAGAGUUACUGGGUUAAUAAGGAGCCUUAUUGUAAAGUGUUAUCCACAUGAUGAUCUGAUUAUUGUGGAGGUUAACAGAUAGCAGGUUUUCUGUACUGUACUUGUAGUAUUGUGUAGCCUAAUGAUGCAUGUUGAAAUUAUUUUUGUCAUGUCAUCUACACUAACCAUUCUCUUUAUUGGGAACACGUACCUGCAAACCUCCACAAAGCAGCCAAUCGAGCUUCAGGUAAUGUUAACAUCAGACAUCAGAAUAAAGGAAAAGUCUUAUCUUUGACUUUGACCAUGGUAUGUACGUUAGUGCAAGAUGGUCUGGUUUGAGUAUUUCAGAAACUAGAUCUCCUGGGAUUUUGACACACAGCAGUCUCUAGAAAAACAAAAAAAAUUGAGUGAGUGAAAGACAGUUCUUUGGGUGGAAACGCCUUCUUAAUAAAAGAUGUACAAAACACCGAACCUUGAGGUGGAUGAGCUACAGCAGUAGAAGAUCACCAAGCCAAGAACAGGAAUCUGAAGCUAUCAUGGGUACAGACUCGCCCACAUUGGACACUUGAUGUUUUCCUGAUCUUAAUUUUUCCAGUUUGGAUGAAUCUGUAAUAAUGAUAGCAUCUGAUUCUUGUUCUUGGCUGGCAGGAACCUUAUGUGGUCUUCUGCUGUUGUAGCUCAUCCACCUCAAGGUUUGAUGUGUUGUGUUCUGAGAUGCUUUUCUGCUUACCAUGGAUGUAAAGAGUGAUUAUUUGAGUUACUGUAAACUUCCUACCAGAUCAGAAAAAUCUCUCACAUCAGCCUGCAGAUGAGACCCAUUCUGCUUAAAGCCUGUUCAGAAAUUCCCAAAAGAUCAUCAGUUACUCAUGAAAUACUCAAACCAGCCCGUCGGACUACAGCACAUGCCAUGGUUAAAGUCACGGAUCUUAUUGUUUUCCUCAUUCUAAUGUUCGAUGUGUACAUCAAUUGAACUUCUUGUCCCUAUGGACAGGUUUGUGUACGCCUGACUCUCACACCCAUAUGUGGCUCUUCCUCAAACUGUCACCACAAAGCUGGAUAACACAGUGGCCUACGAUAUCUUUGUAUGUAAUUGUUGUUGAUUUCCUUUCAAUGACAACUGAGGAAGAAAAAACACCGAGCAUGACAACGGCACUCAAGUUUGGAAUAACAUUCAUAUGCAUGCACUUUUACCCCAGGGAACCUCAAAGCAACAUUUUUUUAUGAUCUUCCUGCAAAUAAUUUAAUUAGAAAUACGCUGAUAGAUUCAGACCACUCUCUAGGAAAGAUCACUAAAAGCAUCAGCCUCUUCUAAUAUGAUAUUGAUUUGUCUCUUGUUCCACUUUAGCUUUGUAUAGCUUAUUUUCAGCCACUACAAGAAACUGUGCAAAUGUUAUUUUUGUACUUCUUCUGAACAACAGAAGAUCCUCCUUGCAGAAAAAAAAGAAGAAGAAAAAAAGGCUUUUUUUAUAUAAUGAUAUUAAUGAUCACUGGUGUACUUUUUUACUUUGAUCCUCUCUCACAAUGUGACCGUGCCUCUGUUUUUACACAGUGUGCUUGUAUUUAUACUGUAUAUGUGUGUAAUUAAUUCAUUCCUCCUCAAAAACACUGCAGUUACACUUGACUUUCUUCACCUGUUGCUCUUGAAAUGCCAACAUUUAUAUACCUGAUGCUAUGUUGUAAUAAAUGUAUCCAAGCUCACAACA
Molecule: messenger RNA, 6254 nt
Organism: Tachysurus fulvidraco (yellow catfish)
Lineage: Eukaryota; Metazoa; Chordata; Actinopteri; Siluriformes; Bagridae
Product: vang-like protein 1
Exons: 9
Coding region: 392-1984 (530 amino acids)
Biological process (GO): multicellular organism development
Cellular component (GO): plasma membrane
Source: RefSeq, a predicted model, not a curated record